UGGGCCAGCUGGGAACUGGCUUCUGCAGAGCAGAGCAUGGGAGCAUCUCGGGGAAAGUGAGCCCUCGUCCAUCAGUCGGCCCAGCCUGCCUCUCCUCUGCCGGCUCAGUAGCCAAGGACCCCAGUAACGCACCCCGCCACCAUGGCCACUUCAGCGAGUUCCCACCUGAGCAAAGCUAUAAAGCAGAUGUACAUGAAGCUGCCUCAGGGUGAAAAGGUGCAAGCUAUGUACAUCUGGAUUGAUGGGACUGGGGAGCACCUGCGCUGUAAAACCCGGACGCUGGACCAAGAGCCCAAGAGCAUUGAAGAUCUACCUGAGUGGAACUUUGAUGGGUCUAGCACCUUCCAGUCUGAGGGUUCAAACAGUGACAUGUACCUUCUCCCUGCUGCCAUGUUCCGGGACCCUUUCCGCAAGGACCCCAACAAGCUGGUUCUUUGUGAGGUCUUCAAGUACAACCGCAAGCCAGCAGAGUCAAACCUACGGCAUACCUGUAAACGGAUUAUGGAUAUGGUGUCCAACCAGAUCCCCUGGUUUGGGAUGGAGCAGGAAUAUACUCUUCUUGGGACAGAUGGACAUCCAUUUGGUUGGCCUUCCAAUGGCUUCCCUGGGCCCCAGGGUCCAUAUUACUGUGGCGUAGGAGCAGACAAAGCCUAUGGCAGAGACAUUGUGGAAGCGCAUUAUCGUGCAUGUCUCUAUGCUGGUGUUAAAAUUGGAGGAACAAAUGCAGAAGUGAUGCCCGCACAGUGGGAAUUCCAGGUGGGCCCAUGCGAAGGGAUUGAGAUGGGGGAUCACCUCUGGAUUGCACGCUUCAUCCUACAUCGGGUGUGCGAAGACUUUGGGGUAAUCGUGUCCUUCGAUCCCAAACCCAUCUCUGGGAAUUGGAAUGGAGCCGGUUGCCACACCAACUUCAGCACCAAGUCCAUGAGGGAGGAAGGAGGCCUUAAGCAUAUAGAAGAGGCCAUUGAGAAGCUCAGCAAGCGGCACCAGUACCACAUCCGUGCUUACGACCCAAAAGGGGGGCUGGACAACGCCAGGCGCCUGACGGGCUUCCAUGAGACAUCCAGCAUCCAUGAAUUCUCUGCUGGCGUGGCCAACCGUGGGGCCAGUAUCCGUAUCCCCAGAAACGUGGGCCAAGAAAAGAAGGGUUACUUUGAGGACCGCCGGCCCUCUGCCAACUGCGACCCUUAUGCUGUGACGGAGGCACUAAUCCGUACGUGUCUUCUCAGCGAAACCGGGGAUGAGCCCUUUGAGUACAAGAACUAAGUGGACUGCUCCCCGACAGAUGCCGCCUGCCCCCAAAUGUGCCCUCAGAAUUACUUCUAGAAGGGACAAGUUAACACUUUGUUUGUGUCCCAGUAACUCUUGUUGUGUUGGGGGAGGGAGCUUUUAGUUCUUGUUGUCUCUUUGUUGAUGCUUGAGAGGAGGAGUGUGCAUGAGAGGAGAAUUUUUACCACUGUUUUGUCUAAUUCAUCUGUAUGUCUGACAGGACCCAGUGGCUUCCAUGGACACAGGGUGAUAGGCUGAAGGAAGGUGGAUGGACAAGAGGCUGUAGUGGGUUUUGCCCAAGAGAGUCUAACUUUCAUGAUAGCAACAUACAUAACUAAACUCUCCAUAGACCAGUUGUCCUUGUAUUUGAGUUAUUUAGGGGAGAAAGGAGUAAAGCAGCUAUGAUAGAUUCUGACACCUUUGCAAACUUAUGCAUGGUGAGAAAUUUCCCUUCUCUGGCUUUGAUAAGACUCUUGGGCAUCUUCUUGCAUUCUACUGUCCCAGCUAAAUGUGGGAGCUGGUAGCAAAAUUCCUCCUUGCUCUGUUAUUGGAAGCCACUCAAUCUCCUGUGUAUAACACAGAGUGAAGUAGUAUGUUUUUUUUAUAUUUAAAUGUAAAAACAAAA
Messenger RNA from Chelonoidis abingdonii (Abingdon island giant tortoise), 1891 nucleotides. It is a transcript of the gene GLUL, whose product is annotated as glutamate-ammonia ligase. Gene Ontology annotation, cellular component: cytoplasm. Lineage: Eukaryota; Metazoa; Chordata; Testudines; Testudinidae. The record is from RefSeq and is a predicted model, not a curated record. Gene Ontology annotation, molecular function: glutamine synthetase activity.